Patiria miniata (bat star) is the source of this 7499-nucleotide messenger RNA. RefSeq names its product transducin-like enhancer protein 4. Bases 445 to 2724 code for a protein of 759 amino acids. Gene Ontology annotation, biological process: regulation of DNA-templated transcription; negative regulation of canonical Wnt signaling pathway. The transcript has 23 exons. The record is from RefSeq and is a predicted model, not a curated record. Gene Ontology annotation, molecular function: transcription corepressor activity; protein binding. Gene Ontology annotation, cellular component: transcription regulator complex; nucleus. Lineage: Eukaryota; Metazoa; Echinodermata; Asteroidea; Valvatida; Asterinidae.
UCAAUUAUUUUCCAUAUAUGGUUAUGUCAUUUGGCUCUUUGUCGAGCGGCGUUGAGAUCACUUUGUGUGUGUGGUAUCUUAACAGCUUGUCUUUUUUUUCCUCGGACCAUAAUUCGGUGAAAUUUUGCUCCUUUUCCUGAUGUGAAAAACGUUGGAAAUUGUGGCGGACAUCCUGAGCAGCACCGCAGACUCACCCAGCGUGGAAUCCACCAUGUUAUCCCGUAUUUUCUAGCAGGAAUUUACAUUGGGAUCGUACUGUUUCGUUGGAUGGUAAAUCGCAGUGAUCGCAGUGUACAUUGUGGAUACGUACGUACGUUGAGCGUCGCGUCGUGUGUGAAUAUAUCGCAGGGCACGGGACCUCAUUCGGCGCGGGUCAUCCAAUUCACUGGGAGAUUUCCCGGCGAUUCUUUUACCUCAAUCUUUCCGGUGGAUCAUAAUUAAGCCAUGUACCCGCAAAGCAGACAUCCGGCGCCUCACCAGCCCGGUCAGCCUUUCAAAUUUACAGUGGCAGAGUCGUGUGACCGCAUCAAGGAGGAAUUCAGUUUCCUCCAAGCCCAGUACCACAGUCUGAAAAUGGAAUGUGAAAAGCUGGCUCAGGAAAAGACAGAAAUGCAGCGGCAUUAUGUCAUGUAUUACGAAAUGUCGUAUGGGCUGAACGUGGAAAUGCAUAAACAGACAGAAAUUGCCAAGCGUCUCAACGCAAUCUGUGUACAAAUCAUCCCAUUUCUCUCACAAGAGGCCUUGCUGCCUUGUCAUGUUUUCCCCUCGCAGCACCAACAGCAAGUUGCAGCGGCUGUGGAGAGAGCUAAGCAGGUCACAAUGACCGAACUCAACGCCAUCAUUGGGCAACAGUCGGCGUUUCCACAUUUUUCCGGCAUUGUGCAGCAACAGCUGUUCUUUCAGGGAUCAACUUGGAAAGGAGGCCAGGCAGCCCUUCAGCACCCGUUGCCCCACGCCCAUGCCCCGCCCGUACCCAUGCCCGCCCAUCCAGCUAGUAUAGGGGGAGCGCCCAGUAUGAUGUCAGGACACGGUUCAGGACUGUUGCAGCUGUCCAACGCGAUGAACUCGCACCCACCAAUCCCUGUCAAGGAUGAGAAAGAGAGACAGAAUUCAGUAUCCCCUCCGGAUCGCAGCUCAUCAGACAAGUACCGCAGCACGUCAGACCACGGCGAAUCCAGCUCCAAGAACGCUAAGAGAAAGAGAGAUGAGAAGGAAUCAGGAGACAGUGAAGCAGAGAAGAGUGAUGACAACCUUGUGGUUGAUGUAUCCAACGAGGAUCCCGUUUCCCCUGCCGCCAACGGCGAGAGAGCGUCACCGCGGGAGAACAACACAGACAAGCACAGGCCAAAGAAAGAACGGUCCAGCACUCCCAACAGCAUUGCCUCAAGCGCUAGCACGCCAAACUCCAAAGUCAAGGAGAAUGACAAGCUGCCAUCUCCAGUUCCCAAGUCAGAAACGCCCACGAGCAGUGGGGCAGCAACACCAGGUUCCAGCAGCAGUGUACCUGGUCUAAAACCACCAGUUGGAAAGGUCCCCCCUCUGGGACCCUAUCCGUUCAUGCCAGCUCAGGGUAUGAACCAUGACAUGCCUAACCCGUAUGUCGCCCCGGGUCUUCACAAUAACAUAUCCCCGGGAGCCUUGAACUCAUACAGAGGUCCAAUGUUCAAUCAUGCACAGGUGCCGUUUGACCCCCAUUCGCACAAUCGCAUUUCAGGACUGGCUGGCAUACCGGGAGGCAAGCCUGCAUAUUCUUUCCACGUCAGCGCCGACGGCCAGAUGCAACCGGUUCCCUUCCCACCAGACGCCCUGAUUGGCCCCGGUAUCCCGCGCCACGCCCGCCAGAUCAACACAUUGAACCACGGUGAGGUGGUGUGUGCAGUCACCAUCAGUAACCCUACAAGACACGUCUACACAGGGGGCAAGGGAUGUGUCAAGGUCUGGGACAUCAGUCAGCCGGGUACCAAGAGCCCUGUCUCUCAGCUGGACUGCCUGAAUCGGGAGAACUACAUCCGGUCCUGUAAGCUGCUGCCGGACGGCCGCACGUUGCUGGUGGGUGGAGAGGCCAGCACGUUAUCCAUCUGGGAUCUUGCCGCGCCGACCCCAAGAAUAAAAGCCGAGCUGACGUCAAGUGCUCCGGCGUGUUACGCUCUGGCUAUCAGCCCAGACUCCAAGGUUUGCUUCAGCUGUUGCAGCGAUGGUAACAUUGCUGUAUGGGACCUCCACAACCAGUCACUAGUCAGACAAUUCCAAGGGCACACGGAUGGUGCAAGCUGUAUAGAUAUCUCACCUGACGGCACCAAACUGUGGACUGGCGGCCUGGACAACACAAUACGCUCAUGGGAUCUGAGAGAGGGUCGGCAGUUACAGCAGCAUGAUUUCACAUCACAGAUCUUCUCUCUGGGUUACUGCCCUGCCGGGGACUGGUUAGCCGUCGGUAUGGAGAGCAGCAACGUGGAGGUUCUGCACAACAGCAAGCCAGACAAGUACCAGCUGCACCUGCACGAGAGCUGCGUGCUGUCGCUCAAGUUUGCCCACUGCGGCAAGUGGUUCGUAUCGACGGGUAAAGACAACCUCCUCAACGCCUGGCGGACGCCUUAUGGAGCCAGCAUCUUUCAGUCCAAAGAGUCCUCGUCCGUCUUAAGCUGUGACAUAUCGGCAGAUGACAAGUUCAUCGUGACCGGGUCAGGGGACAAGAAAGCCACCGUUUAUGAGGUCAUCUACUAGUGCCCAGGACUCUCCCAGCUCAGAGAAAUCUGAAAAGGACAGAUAUAUAUGCCAGUCUAAUCCACUCAGUCAAGAGUUAGGCCGGGUCCGAAUCUUUCAUCUCGAGCCAUUGUCUAGAACUUUGCCCGUUACAACUGCAUGGGAACAUGCUGACAAAAGAUGUAGCCCUAGCUGUUAAGAACCUGUUUUGGACUCGGCCAGAUUUUGUGGGAUUGUAACAUUUUUUUGUUUCCCAUAGCCCUUGUGAUUGGUCAGUUUUUGAGAGCAUCUGCAUAUGGACGGACUGAAGUAUGGUGCCUUCAAAGUUUUGGUGAUGUCGUUCAGGGGGCAACUUUUUUUUUCGUCUUUUUCUUACGAGCCCUUUUUUGUUGUGGAUGAUUUGCUGUGAAAUGACUCGCCGUUAAAUGACUCAAUAAUUUCUUCAAUUGAGAUGAGACAUUGAAUUUCAAGUUGAAAUGCUGUGCAACGUGGACUGAGAGGAAGAGAGGAAUACAGGGAACUAGACUUGUAAUUGCAACAGAAAUUUGCAAAGUACUACCAGCAUGAUUUAAAGGAAUUUAAAUUAAAAAAACCAAUAAAUAAUUUGGGGUAAAAAUGUUUCUGAUCUAAAGAAACCACAAAGAUUAUAGUAAAACAUAUGCUUGGUUUUGGCCUAAUAUUUAAACAGAAAAUAUGCUAGAAAUGUGUCCCUUGACUUUUUUUUUCUUUCAAUUUUUAAUUUUUCCCAAUACAAAAAAAUUUAACUGUCGUACUGCAAGAUCAGGUAUCUUAUUGUCUUCUCUCUCCCUACAUUAUGUAUGACACUUCUUUACUGCUGUUGUAUGUGUAAAUGUUUGAAAGGCGUUUUCUAGCUGUGCAAGUAGCACAGCCAUAUAACAGUCAUCUGGGACUUCUCUGUACAGCACUCAGAGUCUUGGGGCUAAUUAAUCAGGAAAGUCUUGAGAAAAGACUAACCUGAACACCCUGAAGAGAAUUGCCUUUUGUUUUUUUUGUUUGUUUUUCCAUGGCAACUAUAAGCUCUGAUGUACAUGUUACAAAAAUUAACGUGGCUACGUUCACUGUAAAAGACUUACUAUUAAAAAGUUUUGUACUGCCAACUUUACUGUAUAGUUAUCAUGACAUAUAUGUAUAUUAUAUAUAUUUUUUUUCCUCUUCGUGUGCGGUGCAUUAUGGGAACUGGAGAGGUGACCCUCUCUUACACUUUUUGUUGUGGACACUAGCUAGACUAAUUAAGAGUUGUAAUUUUUGUCUUUCGGGAAAUUUCUGGCAGGAACUCAUUUUUAUAAGGUAAAUUUUGAUAGAUUUUCCUGUUGGGCGUGCACAUAACCUGAUGCAUCUAUGAAUGAGACUCCCUUCGUAUUGUAGAAGACGUACACUUUACCGAUUAUGGCACACAUUGACACUACCAUUACCUCUAUAUUUUGUCCUUUUCUGUAAACCAACACCCCGACAUUUCUAAGCCUGAACCACAACCACAAGAAACAGAGAUCACAACCAACACAUGUGCUACUUCUCAUUGUGUUCUUUAGCAAUGUGUAAAAAUCCCGGAUUGCAACAUGGCAUUGGGUUUCCAACGGUAAUUUAUAAGAUAAAAGCAAAAAAGAAUUUGGUAUUUGGUUGGCAAACAUUCAUGUCAUGUGUUACAAACAUAGUUUUUCCCAAAGAGGGUCGUUGCAAGCCAGAGUACUGUUCAUUGUUCCGUUUGUGUUUUUCAGUUGUCUAAACCUGAUCGUUUGCUCCAGGACUGAUUCAAGUUUUUUUUAGGUUUGGACAUAAAUCUCACAAAAGUCAUGUUCCUAGACAUUACUGUGCUCAAAAUGUAUAGACAACUCUGAGCACGUGUCUGUACACUCACGAGUGCCAAGUGAGGGAUUAUUUGAACAAUAGGUAACACAUUGCUUUCGUGCCCAGAUUCUUGGGGGUGCUUUUCGUUUUUUUUCCUGCGGUCGUCCUUCCUGUAAAAAAAGUUCCAUAAUUAUGUCAGGCCUAUAUGUUUUUCUCAGUCACAAUCAUGUCAGGCUUAAUUUCAUUCACAUAUAAGUUUUACUUAGCCCUGUGCUAAAUAUACCGCAUAUCCAAAUAUUCGACAAUCCAGUGAAUACCAUCUUUAAACAGAACAUGGGAAACAAAGUGAGCACUCUCUAGAUGAUGACGAAAAACAUCUUGGAUGUAACUUUCUUCUUAUAAGUGGUUUUCUUCUUUGUAAAAUGUGAACGGCUGUUAAUUACCUGCCAUUAUGAGGAAUAUCACCCAAAAUCUGUCUAAUAUCCACUAGUAAGCUACCUUGAAUAAAUACAUCGACACAAAAUGAUUGACUAAAUGAUUCGAAAAUGCACAACACAAAAAUGUUCGACUUUCCUCCUAUUGAAAAAUAACUGGUGCUCUUGGAGUAUGGCCUUGGUACAUAUAAUGAUACACAGAAUACCAUUGUAAUAGCAGCGCUCUUCAGUUGCUCGAGUAUACAUAAUGAGGAUUUCACAGACUUGAACAUUUGAGUAACAAUUUCGGGAAACGGUUGAGCAUGUACCAACACUUUUAAAACGGGCGGCGUAAGUUGGAUGCCGUACACAGAUAAUUGAUUUAUGCAUAAUUUUCAGCAGUUGAGUUAAAGUCGUUAUUUCAUUUGAUUAUACACAACUGCAUGGGAAAUAAAUGGAAAAAAAUGUUGCAACCUGACGUCACUUCAGCGGUUGUGUAGAAAGUCUAUGGAGAGUCAAGACAAUUUUUUAAGUAUUUCCUAACAAAAUUGGAAAUGUUUCUCAGUCCCAGAUUCAUGUCUUAUCGUCAUUUUUGCAAUGCCUGACCUUCAUUGAGAUGAUAUAUGAAGGAAAAAAAGUGGCUUCAGGUUGCAACAUUUUGUCCAAAUAAAAUUACAAAGACACAGUAGAAUGGUUAAGUUCAAUUUCAUCUGUAACCAUUUUUAUGUCAUUCAGGGGUUCCUGUCAUAAACACUUUUGUUUUGAAACAACCAGAUUUUUUAUUUCCUCUUAACAAGGAAAUCCAAAUGAAAUAACAAAUCACCAAAACAUUUCUGAGAUUUUUUAUUGCACUAGUCCAGAACACAAGGUGUGUUUUCAUCUGUUGGUUUGCAUUGUUCUGUUCGAUUUCAUUUGUUUGCGGUUAGUAUUUGUUAUUGUAUUUUGUUUACUGCAAUGUGUUUUUGAGUUUUUUGUUUGUUUUUACAAGUAUUUACAUGUCAUACAGCAUUUGGUUAUACACGUAGAAACAUGUUUCAGAAAUAGGUAAAUGGGCAUGGACACCAGAGAGCUUCGUACAUUGCCUUGUCUAGUUCCCAGACCUAUUUCCUUAAAACUCUAUGGGUGCGUUUGAGCGUGUUACUCUUGCUACUCCCGAGUGCAGAAAAAUGUUGCGUGCGCAUUACUCUCGGUGCAGGAGUAUACUCCCGGUAUGAUGGAGAGCAUACUCUUGCUAACCCGCGGGUCGUUCUCUUGUCAUUCGUGCGCUUGUCGUUCGUGCGCUCAGGAGUAUACUCGUGUAAACGCGAGUAGCAUGCUCGAACGCACUCUGUGGGUCUGGAGUCUGCAGUCUUGAAUGGUAACUCAUCGCACCCGAUGAAACGGGGUGUGCAAAUGAAUAGGUGUUUUCAUCGGCUGACGAAAUCCCGCCCACACCUUAUUUGUUUUUUACCCUACUUGUCAUGCAACAAGCCUAAAGCUGGCAACAGUUUUUGAGUUUGUUUUCUGAGUAAAAUUUACCUUAGUCUUUGGUAGCUACUGAGGACUAUUUCUCCGUAUUCUGCCUUGCGAUACCAAGAAGCUUGGUGCACCGACUUUUAACACGGACUGGAGUGAACGUAAAACUUUGGUUCUUUUCCCGUAAAUAAGACGUUACUGGAAGGAGAGGAACCGUUGACAAAUAUGUAAAUAUUUCAUCACAGAUUGUGAAAAAAAAAACUUGUGAAUUGUUCUGUAAAGAUUUAAAAAAGAAGCUCCGAAUGAGUUUGAGAAAUAAAGAAAAACAUUUGUAUGUAACGAAUGGGGUUUUGCUGCUGAUUUGUGAAUGUUAUUGAGAAUCAUGUCUCAGUGCUGCUAUAGGGAUUGUAAUAAUUGGUGGAUAGUGCAAUUUAGAAAUGCACAUUAUUAUUAUUAUUAUUAAUAGUCAUAUUCAGGUAAGACCAAAUAAAGAUUAUAAAUACAGAACCACACAUGCAGAAUGAAAUUAACAAUAUCAAUGGUUUAUUAAGUUACAGGAUAAAUCUUUAUUUGGUGGUAAAAUAUUCUUUCGGAGUAUGAUGAAUAUCAACAUGAAAAUUCAGUAACAAAAUACUAAUUUUUUUCUGCACGCAUGAUAUAAAUAUCAGAUUGAGGCUUGUUUCACAGAAUCACUUUCACCAUUCGAUGUUUAUCUUAAUAAAGACUUACAUUUGUAUUUCUCUUCUAAAACUGACCCGCUUCCUAUAACAAUCUUAACACUUUUUGAACAAUCAAAGUCAUUAAUACAUGUAUUUGAUUUCAAUAAAUGCCAGUAUUGUGUACAUCCCAAGCACUCAAGUUCAGCAGAAUAGUCUAUUUUGAAUUGCACAACAUUUUAAAUACGUACUUUAAAAUGAAUGACAAAAAGUAAAAAUUAUACCAGUGCUCACCAGGAAAAUGUACUUUAAAAUGUACAUUGUGAUAAGCAAUGGAUUUUGAUGUUCAUUUUGGUCCAGAAAAUAUGGUUCUUUUUAAAGAGCAGGGUUCCCAUUCAUUAGUUCUAUAGCGCAUGCCGUGGUAAACAGAAAUGAUGGUUAUAAUCUAUAUAAACUUAUAUAAAAA